GCGGCGGGGCGGGGCGACUAAUCGGUUGGCAGGGCCACCCGGAAUUGGUUGCUGGACUGGGCGCGAAGCUAUCUUCAGGUUUGGUCUCAGGUGCGCGGAAGUGAAGCGACGCGGAGAUGGAGGUGAGCCAAGCGGCGUCUGGUACCGACGGUGUCCGGGAACGGAGGGGCUCGUUCGAAGCUGGAAGGAGGAACCAAGAUGAGGCACCUCAGUCCGGGAUGAACGGGCUUCCGAAACACUCCUACUGGCUGGAUCUCUGGCUCUUCAUCCUUUUCGACCUGGCCUUGUUCGUCUUCGUGUACCUCUUGCCCUGACCGGUUUGCUGAGUCAAGAAUGGGGCUUCUGGAGUGAAUCUUGAAAACGACUAUAGACUCUUGAAUGAAGAGGACUUCCAGCAGCUGACUUCGGCACCUCUGUCUGACCUUCCCUUCAGCCCUUGGCCUCACUCAAGUAGCAUCAUAUGUUUAAAACCUGUUUUUAAUGGUUGAAGCAAUGAUUGUAGCUAAAUGAUAUAUAAUAUAUAUUUUUAAUAAUGUCUGUAACUUAAGUACUUAAGGGAAAUAAAUGUAUGU
Messenger RNA from Mus caroli (Ryukyu mouse), 572 nucleotides. RefSeq names its product allregulin (gene Arln). NCBI's taxonomy places the organism in Eukaryota, Metazoa, Chordata, Mammalia, Rodentia, Muridae. The record is from RefSeq and is a predicted model, not a curated record.